Molecule: messenger RNA, 2442 nt
Organism: Anopheles nili
Lineage: Eukaryota; Metazoa; Arthropoda; Insecta; Diptera; Culicidae
Gene: l(2)dtl
Product: protein lethal(2)denticleless
Exons: 2
Coding region: 1-2442 (813 amino acids)
Biological process (GO): mitotic G2 DNA damage checkpoint signaling; proteasome-mediated ubiquitin-dependent protein catabolic process
Cellular component (GO): nucleus
Molecular function (GO): protein binding; protein-macromolecule adaptor activity
Source: RefSeq, a predicted model, not a curated record
AUGAAUACGGUACAAAAUUUCGUCCGCCGCGAGUCCGGCCGUGGAUUUUCGCGCCAGUACGAUGUCCUGUUGUUGCGGAUGCAUGUCCACGAGCGGGACAGUUGGAAGGGUAUCACACCGUCCGAACUCUCGCUCGACUUUAACCCAUCGCCCCCGAUACUGGCCGCAAAGUUUUCGAAACGGCGCGAUCAUGAGCACAUACUGGCGAUCGCGAACGAGGACGGGAAGAUAGCGCUGCAGGACACGAACCUGUCCAAUAGCGUAGCAGGUGGCGAGCGAGCUCUGGAAGGUAUGCAGUGCCAUAAUAAUGCCGUGUUUGACCUCGAGUGGAUGCCGGGUGAGGCAAAGUUGGUGACGGCGUCGGGUGAUCAUACGGCACAGUUGUGGACGCUGACAGAGUCCGAAAUGGUGAGCACACAGACGUUUCACGGGCAUUCACGUUCCGUGAAAACGGUAGCGUUCCGGCAGGAUGAUUCCGCAGUAUUUGCCACGGGUGGACGCGAUGGAGCGAUAAUGAUCUGGGACAUUCGAGCGCAACCCGGAAUGGACAUGCUUCCGCGUGCAGACAAUUGCAUUUUCAGCGCACACGCCGGUGGUCCCGGAACGCCGGCGUCACAUCGCAAACGAUCACGCCUAACGCCAAAGAUACCGGCCCAGGGUUGUAGCAGCAGCAUCACCGGGCUUGUCUUCCAGGAUGGGAAUACGCUCAUCUCGUGCGGUGCCGGCGACGGUAUGGUGAAGGUAUGGGAUACCCGGCGUCACUAUACAAGUCACCUGCGGGAAGCGAUGCCAAAGCAUUACUUCGCGUACGCCGGUACGACCGCGUUGAAGGGUUUCACAAACCUCGCCAUCGACGAACAGCGGCAUCGGCUGUACGUGAACUGCAUGGACAAUUACAUUUAUUGUUACAACAUCUCCUCGUAUGACGACAAACCGCUGCAGCGUUACGGCGGGUUCAACAACGGUACGUUCUACGUGAAAGCCGCGCUCAGUCCCGAUGGGCAGUACCUGAUCAGUGGGUCGAGCGAUGAGCGCUGCUACAUCUGGAAUGUGGACAACGGGAAGCCGCUGGUGAAGCUGGCUGGCCACUCGGCGGAAGUGACGAGCGUGGCGUGGAUGCAGAGUGAACGCGACGUGAGAAUCGUGACGUGCAGUGACGAUGCACGGCACAAGAUCUGGCGCAUUGGCCCCGAGGAGAUAGACUCUGACGAUCUGCAUUUGCUGCGUGGUUCCGCCGAGUAUUGUGAUUCCUAUCGGUUGGAACCGACGCAUAAGCUUAAACUGAAGGCGUUAGAUUUCACUCCCAAAUCGGUGCGAGGGUUCGUGCGGCGCAACGAAACGACACCGAGCAUGCUAGAGGACCUAAACCGUACGCCAAAGGCUUCCGAUGCCUUUGCGACGGCGGGAUCAAACUCUUGCUCGAGGCCAGACACGGAGCGAUCCGGCAAACGAACGUACUCCGAAAUGGCGAAGACAGAAGGCCACGUUCGUUGUCCACCGGUGAAGCGACCAUAUCGAGAGGAAGGCCGUGGUCGCCGGUUAUUCAGCCCGCUGAACACCAAAUCGCCACUCUGCAUUACCGCCCUCGAGAUUGCCGCGAGUUCGUCCUCUUCGCGGAGCCUUAACGUGAUCCUGGAAGCGAGCGACGAGCUUCAAGCUGACGCAUCGCCGUGCAAAUCUCCACUGGCCACUGCGAACAUAAUCCUCCGCUCACCGGAACCCACGCUAGAGCACCGGUGCGCCUCUCCAACGUUGAACGUGAAGUUGCCCAACUACGUCCUCGACGGAGAGGCACCGCAUUUAGUCAACGUGAUCGCUGCGUCCUUCGCCAUAACCGAUGGCUCAUCCGGCUCGGGAGUCGGUGCGCAGAACGAUGGAUCGCCUAGUGGUGGUGUGAAGCGGAAGAUGAAGGAACGCCUUGACUGGUUGACGAAGAUACGGAAGCAAAAGCAGAUGCAGUCGGUCAAAGGCAUAGAGAAUAGCUACGGGACAUUGCAGGAGAAAGACACCAAGUCGUCGGGGGUGCUCUCGCCACGUCUUCAACAGAUGAAAGCGUGCGAUGGAGGAGCGCUAGGAACAAAUGGAGAAAGCAAUUGCCAUCAGCAUCUGCACCAACAUCACCACCUGCUGCAGGAGAACACCUCUGCCAAUCUGCCGCACCUGCAAGAGAAAACUUCCGGCACUAUCACGGAAACUCCGACAACACCGCGUAGAAGAUCCUCAUGGUCGCGGGGUUGUAACAGUCCGCUUGAUGAGGGGUACGCCGUUGCUGGAGAAGACGAUUUGCACGUCCGGGGCGUUGUAAGAACGCCCAGGACACGGCGGUACUCGAUGAAUGGCGUACGGGGUUCGGUACCGGUUGCUUCGGAGUCGGCUUCCAUUCGACGGUUCCUGACAGUGACAACUCCCACCAGCCGAGCGAAUGCGCAAACCUCGAGCUGA